AUGGCCAACUCUCCGCUCAGUGUAGAAGUGUCGCUUCCCUCAGGCAAAAAACUUACUAUCCCCACUGGUCUGUUUAUCAACAACGAAUUCGUUCCCAGUGUGACGGGAGAUACGAUCGUCACCGUCAAUCCGAGCACUGAAGAAACAAUUUGCACAGUACAAGCGGCUUCCGCCAAGGACGUUGAUAUUGCUGUACAAGCUGCUCGCAAGGCAUUCGACACAACAUGGGGGAAACAUGUACCCGGAACUCAGAGGAGCGCGUUGCUUCACAAGCUGGCUGAUCUCAUAGAGCGUGAUGCGCAGUCUCUGGCAGAGUUGGAGUCGCUGGAUAAUGGAAAACCCGUCGCUGUAGCCCGUGAUGGAGACAUCGUGGAGAGCGUAGGAUGCUUGCGGUACUACGCUGGAUGGGCCGACAAAAAUCACGGACAGACGAUCGAAGUCAACGAUGAUACUAAGAUGGCAUAUACCCGACAUGAGCCGAUAGGAGUCUGCGGACAAAUUAUUCCAUGGAACUACCCUAUCAUGAUGUGGGCAUGGAAAACGGCUCCAGCGCUCGCAUGCGGCUGUACCAUUGUGAUGAAACCCAGCGAGCUCACCCCACUUACUGCGCUGAAACUCUGUGAACUAAUUGUUGAGGCUGGCUUUCCAGCUGGCGUUCUUAACUGUGUUCCAUCUCUAGGACCUGUGGGAGGAGCUGCUCUGUCGGAACACCUCGACGUCGAUAAGGCAAGGCGUAGGUUUCAUCACUUCGUCAUCGCAUUCACUGGAUCGACGGUUACCGGGCGUAAGAUCCUGGCCGCAGCGGCGGCCUCUAACCUUAAAAAAGUUACUCUCGAAUUGGGUGGAAAAUCACCGAACAUCGUGUUCCCAAGUGCAGAUCUAGAACAAGCGGCCAACUGGGCUUCGCUUGGUAUCUUCUACAAUCAAGGUCAGGACUGUACCGCAGGAUCCCGAGUCUACGUACACUCCUCAAUCUAUGAAAAAUUCCUCGAACUCCUGGCCAAGAACGCUGCAGAGUUUGAGAAAGUUACAGGCGACGGGUUCAAGGAAGGUGUAUCUGGUGGUCCAAUCGUUUCUCAAACACAACGCGACAAGGUUUGGUCGUACAUCGAGAAGGGUAAAUCCGAGGGCGCUCGUGUGGUAACCGGGGCCCAAAAAUGGGAGGGAAAAGGAUACUUUGUUAAACCCACGAUUUUUGCCGACACUACUUCGAACAUGAAGAUCGUCCAAGAAGAAAUAUUCGGUCCAGUCUUGAGCGUGUCCAAAUUUGACACCGAAGAAGAGGUCAUUGCCCUUGCAAACGAUACUACCUACGGACUUGGCGCCGGGCUCCACUCCAACGAUGCUAAUCAGAUUCACCGUGUUGUCAAUGCCCUUAAUGCUGGUACGGUUUGGGUGAAUCAAUAUAACAUCCUACACAAUAAUGUGCCAUUUGGCGGAUACAAACAGAGUGGUAUCGGUAGGGAAUUAGGCAGCUAUGCCCUCAAGGAAUAUACCAAUGUCAAGGCUGUUCACUGGAAUUUUGGAGAGAAGAUGGGCUGGCCCUUUUAA
Molecule: messenger RNA, 1551 nt
Organism: Rhizoctonia solani
Lineage: Eukaryota; Fungi; Basidiomycota; Agaricomycetes; Cantharellales; Ceratobasidiaceae
Product: aldehyde dehydrogenase family protein
Exons: 15
Coding region: 1-1551 (516 amino acids)
Molecular function (GO): aldehyde dehydrogenase (NAD+) activity
Source: RefSeq, a predicted model, not a curated record